Trichogramma pretiosum is the source of this 2759-nucleotide messenger RNA. Its product is annotated as mediator of RNA polymerase II transcription subunit 15-like. The transcript is spliced from 13 exons. Gene Ontology annotation, biological process: regulation of DNA-templated transcription. Gene Ontology annotation, molecular function: transcription coregulator activity. The record is from RefSeq and is a predicted model, not a curated record. Lineage: Eukaryota; Metazoa; Arthropoda; Insecta; Hymenoptera; Trichogrammatidae. The coding region runs from base 311 to 2680 and encodes 789 amino acids.
AUGAUUAUAAGUAAAUUUUUUAUUGUACUUGAUAUACACAGCGGUCAUUUUGGUUUGAACCUGUUUAAAAAUCAUACAUCGAUUAAAAAAUUUAGCAAGGUUAUGAUUAUGAUACGCGACGUUAAGCAUGACCUCUGGCCUAGAAUAAAUAGUUUUUUUAAUUUUUAUUAAACAAAUGAUUAUACUUUGAGAGUAUUUAUUCAAUUAUUAUUAUUACUCAAGUUUGACAGGUACAUAUUCAACUGACAUUAAGUUAUUACUAAAAAAUUAAAACAAACUUGCACUAUUUUGCUUUUAGCAUAAGUUCACAAUGUCUGAAGAAGAUUGGCGACAACCUAUUAACCGACAGCAAAUGAUUAGUACAAUAGAGGAAGAAAUAAGAAAAUGGCGUCUAAACUUACCAAAAUCUGCUACAGAUCUAGAAAAUGUGUGUUAUUUCAAAUCUAAUACGAAGGAUGAAUAUUUACAAAAUUUUUUAAGGACCAUAGGACAAAUAAGAACUAAAGGUUUAGAAAAAUCAAAUGAUUCAAAUAGAAUGCAGGGCAUAGACAAUGUAGGGACUCUACAAAAACUUUUACGUCUCCCAAAUAAUUCAAAUGCAUCCUUGCAUACAAAUAAUCAAUCAAAUAUGGGUCCACAAGGACAAAUUGGGAACAAUACUUCUAAUUUACUGCAAACACCAAAUCAACGUCCAACACAGCCAAUGAACGUUCAACAAGUAGUACAGAAUAAAUUAUCAGCAAUGAAUACAAUGUUAAACCCACUGAUGGGUAUGAAUCAAAUGGGUCAAAUGCAUAAUUUACCAGGCAAUGCUAUGUUAAAUCAAAUGAAUCAAACUAAUCAAAUGAAUCAGAUGUCCCAAAUGAAUCAAAUAAAUCCAAUGAAUCAAAUGAAUCAGAUGAAUCAGGUGAAUCAGGUAAAUCAGGUCAAUCAAGUAAAUCAAAUGAAUCAAAUAAAUCAAAUGAAUUCAGUGAAUCAGAUUAAUAGACUGAACCAUAUGAAUCCCAAUAAUCAAAUGAAUCAAACUAAUCAGAUGAACCAAAUGAAUCAAAUGAAUCAGAUAAAUCAAAUGAAUCAAUUGAACCAGAUAAACCAGAUGAACCAAAUGAACCAGAUGAACCAGAUGAAUCAGAUGAAUCAGAUGAAGCAGAUGAACCAUAUUAAUCAAAUGAAUCAAGUUAAUCAAGUUAAUCAAGUUAAUCAAGUUAAUCAAGUUAAUCAAAUAAAUCAGAUGAAUCAAAUGAACCAGUUAUCUACAAAUCCUCAAAUUUCAUCACAAGGUAAUCAAAGUCCUAUGGGCGGACUUGGAUCUAAUCCAAUGCAACAUACUAUUCAGAAUCAUAUGCCAAAUCAAAUUGGAGGUCAUUCAUUUGGAGGUCCAAGAAGUUCACCGAUUGCAUUACCAUCACAGCCAUCACCCUCUCAUGUACAGCCACAGCAUAUUAAUCAAGUCACUGUUAAUCAAAUGCCUCAACAGUUAAAUCAUAUGCAGCGCAAGCCAGAUAUUGGAAAUACUAACUUUCCUGGUCAAAGAAAUCUUACUCCGAAUCAUUUUCUUAAUCAGGCUCCUUCCCCAUCACUACCUAGCCCAAGUGGAUACCUAGGUCCUGGAAGCAAUCAAAUGGUUCCAUCUCCUGCUUUUGUACCUUCACCUAGUCCUCAACACCCAUCAAUCGGAAAUUCAAGGACGUCCAUGGUGGCUUUAUCGCCUAGUAGUUCAUUAAAUACUCCUGCUAGUGUGAUGAGUGGACCAACAGCAAGCCCAUUACAAGACGAAAACUAUCAUGCUUGUAAAGAAAAAAUACAGAAAUUGCGAAAAUAUAUUGAACCAUUGAAUCGAAUGAUUUUGAAAUCAAUUAAUGACGGAUGUACUGAAAAGGUGACAAAAAUGAAGGCACUCUAUGAAAUUUUAACAAACCCUAGUGCCAAUAUGAAAUUAGAAGUUUUACAAAAAUGUGAAAUAGCUUUGGAAAGAAUGGAUUUGAAAUCUGAUCCUAAAAAAUCUGAAACUCAAUCUGGUUCUAUUCUUCGUGCAAAUUUAAAAGACCAUCAAAUGUUGAAUCCACUACUGGAAGUAGUGAGCAAACAUCUUCAAACACCCAAUCCUAAUCAUACAUUACAUCGGACAUUUUCACCAACUAUAGAGUCAUUAUUUGGACCUCCAAUUAAAAAUAUGCCUCCUCCCUUAAAAAAGCAAAAGUUAGAAGAUAAUCCUAAUGAAAUACCAGAUGUUCUUCAAGGAGAAAUAGCUCGUUUAGAUCAAAAAUUCAAAAUCAGUUUAGACCCCACUCAACAAAGUGGCUCGAAAUGCAUUCAGUUGGUUUGUUCAUUAGAUGAUAAGCACUUACCUUGUGUGCCUCCAAUUUUGGUUACAGUGCCUAUGGAGUAUCCGAAAGUUUCUCCAAAAUGUAUAAUCAUUAAUCAUGACUACACAACUCCUUACUUAAGUAUGUUACAAAAAGCUCUUAACGAAAGGCUUGCUAAUUUGCCUGAAAAAUAUUCUUUAUCACAUCUACUUGACUUGUGGGAAAUGAGUGUUCGAGUAGCUUGUGGUAAAAAAAUGAGAAAUAAUGAACGUGAUUCUGUAGAACUAGAUAAAAUUGACAUAAAGACAGAUGUAUCUCUUUCUUCAAGUAAUUCAAACAGCUUUGGACCAAGUAGUACAUUUAUUAAAACAUAAAUGUAUAAAUGAUAUAUUUAAAUAACUUAGUUGAAUAGAUUAGGAUUCAAUAGAUAAGAAUGAGAACGUCAUUGAGUAU